This is a messenger RNA of Ahaetulla prasina, 2292 nucleotides long. Its product is annotated as 6-pyruvoyl tetrahydrobiopterin synthase-like. Gene Ontology annotation, biological process: tetrahydrobiopterin biosynthetic process. The transcript has 7 exons. Bases 95 to 508 code for a protein of 137 amino acids. Gene Ontology annotation, cellular component: mitochondrion. Lineage: Eukaryota; Metazoa; Chordata; Lepidosauria; Squamata; Colubridae. Gene Ontology annotation, molecular function: 6-pyruvoyltetrahydropterin synthase activity. The record is from RefSeq and is a predicted model, not a curated record.
UUGCAGUCAGAUCUUGGUCACAUGAGGACUGGUGGCAUUAUUUAACCAGCCCUCGGGCAGAGGUUCUCCUGUGAACUGGGCUCCUGAAAGGAACAUGGAGGACAAGAUCAUUUUCCUAUCCCGCACCACAACUUUUGCAGCUGCCCACAAACUGAGCAGCAAACUUCUGAGCAAAGAGGAAAACAGGGAGACCUUUGGGAAAUGCAAUCACACCCAUGGACACAACUAUCAAGUGACGGUCACUAUACGUGGAAAGAUUAACCCCAUCAGUGGCAUGCUGAUGAACGUUUACAAGCUACAUGAAUACAUGGAGAUGGCUAUCACUGAACCUCUUGAUCACAAGAAUCUGGACGAGGAUGUGGAUUAUUUUGCCAAUGUCACAAGCUCGACAGAGAAUCUGGCCAUGUACAUCUGGAGCAACCUGGAAAAAAUCCUGCCCACAGGGUGCCUCUACAAAGUGAAGAUCUACGAGUCUGAAAAAAACUUUGUUGUUUUCAAGGGCAACUAAAUCCCAGCCACCCGCACUUGCGAAUGAAAGACGGGGAGCACAGUCUGGCAACCGCAAGAAGACCCCGUCAAGCUCAACUUACCUGCUUCAAGGAACUACAAUAGCUGCUUUUGCUAAGGCGCAUCUCUACAUGUACAAUGCCUGAUGCUUGAUAGCUGGGUGCAGAGCAUUGGGACCUAGUAGGCUGCAAAGCAUGGGGGGGGGGGAAGGGAGGUGAAAUAUCCCUCAUCUUUAUAAGGUUCUGUUACGAGUCUUCUUUAAGACGCCUUUCCUGCACAUUUAACUGGGCAGUCUUAUAAUGCCAGGAUUAUUAACAUGAUAGCUUGAUGGGACAGAGUUUUUGGUGAGGGGUAUUGGAUAAACAAGACUGAACACCAACCAUGUUAAGGACAAUGGAUUUUAUGAAUUCCAAAGGAGCUGGGCAGUCAAUUGAUCAGUCAAUCAGAAUAGAGCUGGCAGGGACCUUGGAGGUCUUCUAGUCCAACCCCCUGCUCAACCCUAUACCAGAGCUGAAAUGCUAUCGGUUCAGGCCAGUUCGCCCACAACCGGUAGUAAAAAAUGCUACUGUUUUGCCAAACUGGUAGUAAAAAAAGUAAAAAAAAAAAAAGUUCCGAGGAUCAGCUGAGCGAUCGCGAUAGUCAGAACUUUUCUUCUUUACUCCGGAACCGAUAGUAAAAAACGCCUUAAAAGUUUUUUUAAAAAAAGGUUCCAACAAUUGCACGCCACAGCUGUGAUCAUCGGAACCUUUUUUUUUACCUUUUUAAAGCAUUUUUUACUGCCGGUUCUACAGAACCGGUAGUAAAAAAUGCUUUAAAAAAAGUUUUUUAAAAAGUUCCCAAGCUCGCGUGCCACAGCUGAUUCCCCCCCCAGGUAUUCUACUUACCUUCCGAAGCCUCCUUUUGGCGCAUACUGCACAUACACAUGUGCAGAGCGCAUUUGGUGUGUACUGCACAUACACACGUGCAGCAUGAGCUUGGCGUGCAGCACGCAUGCACAGCCAGUGAACCGGUAGUAAACCGGUUCAGAUUUCACCACCGCCCUAUACCAGGGGUCUCCACCCUUGGCAACUUUAAGACUUGUGGACUUCAACUCCCAGAAUUCCACAGCCAGCAAAGCUGGGAUUUGGAGUCCACAAGUCUUAAAGUUGCCAAGGUUGGAGACCCCCUGCCCUGUACCAUUUCAGACAGGUGGCUGGCCAAUCUCUUCUUAAAAACCUCUAGUGAAGGAGCAUCCACAACUUCUGGAGGCAAGCUGUUCCACCGGUUAAGUAAUUUCUCCUUAAUCCCAGGUUGCUUCUCUCCUUGAUUAGUUCCUAUCCAUUGUUUCUUGUCUUGCCUUCCGGUGCUUAUUUGGAAAAUAAGUUGACCCCCUACUCUUUUUUGGGGGCAGCCCUUCAAAUAUUGGAAUACUGCUAUCAUGUUACCCCUAGUCCUUCUGUUCUCUAGACUAAACGGGAGGGAGGGAGGGAGGGUGGGGACACCUCUGGACUUAAGGCCAAAAGACCACUUCCCCAGCGUUUCUGCACAUUCACUCCCAUAAUGCAUUAUUUAGCCACACAGCUCUGCCUUGUUACGCAUGGAGAGUCAUGCUCAUAUAUGCACACCCCAUGUCCUGCCUUCCCUUCAUGUUGAUAAUCCUUGCCCGACGCUAGGGGGCUGAGCAGCUUCAUCUCUGUACCAUGCUAAUGAGAUUUUGUUCCAUCUCAGCCUAAAUGGAACGAAGUGAAAGGUUUUCUCUCCCCCAUUUUCUAAAGCAUACACAAUAAAAUGAUUUUACAAAGCAAA